Messenger RNA from Didymodactylos carnosus, 501 nucleotides. NCBI's taxonomy places the organism in Eukaryota, Metazoa, Rotifera, Eurotatoria, Philodinida, Philodinidae. The record is from the annotation of a GenBank genome assembly.
AUGGUUAAAAUUGGACUACAAAUUAAAGCAACUUUAGAAAAUAUAACUAAUUUUCGAAUUGAAUCGUGCAAUGAUUUUAUAUGGUAUUUAAAAUUACAAUGUACUCAUUGUAAGGAAACAUCAGAUAUGUAUCAUGAUAUAAAUAUUCAACAGUCAUCCGCAAUUAGUGGAAGUCGUGGUGAGGCACAUUUUAUUAUGAAAUGCAAAUUUUGUUCGUAUGAAAACAGUUUGAAUGUUGAUGUAAUACAACCAUCUGUACAAUACACAGCAGAUGAUUCUGAUCGACAUAUAUUCAAAACAAUUGUUGUAUUUGAUUGUCGUGGUAUCGAACCCAUUGAUUGGCAGCCUGGCGAUGGAUGGACAUGUGAAGGAAUUGAAUCUGAGACAAAAUUUAAAAAUAUAGAUUUAAGUGAAAAUAAAGAAUGGACAGAUUAUGAUGAAAAAUCCAAACAACCUGUUAGCAUCAAUGACAUUGAACAUAAAUUUAUUAAAGUUAGGUAG